Molecule: messenger RNA, 1516 nt
Organism: Tripterygium wilfordii
Lineage: Eukaryota; Viridiplantae; Streptophyta; Magnoliopsida; Celastrales; Celastraceae
Product: transcription factor MYBS3-like
Exons: 3
Coding region: 129-1280 (383 amino acids)
Biological process (GO): response to gibberellin; response to ethylene; response to auxin
Molecular function (GO): DNA binding
Source: RefSeq, a predicted model, not a curated record
AGUUCUCUCGCUAAGUGCAUGCACCGUCUCGGUCUCUCGUAUACGAAUAAGACGCAGAUAGAGUCUCUCUCACUGUCUUAUUCAUUUGAUUGAUUUGGCUCGGUGCGGCUGACUCGGCGGGCCGGGUUAUGAUGACUCGUCGGUGCUCGCAUUGCAGCAAGGACGGACACAACUCCCGCACAUGUUCCGCCCGCUCCGGCGGUUCGUCGUCUGCCUCCUCGUGCGGCAUCUCUGGGGGUGUGAGGCUGUUUGGGGUUAGGCUCACCGAUGGGUCUAUUAUUAAGAAGAGUGCGAGUAUGGGUAAUUUGUCCUUGGCGCACUACUAUAGCUCGUCCUCCGCCGCUGCGUCGCCCAAUCCCGACUCGCCUGUGUCGGAGCACGUUCGUGACCCGAAUCACUUGCCCGAUGGGUACUUGUCCGAUGACCCUGCCCAUGGGUCCGGGUUGGUCAGUCGACGCGGUGAGAGAAAGAAAGGUGUCCCAUGGACAGAAGAGGAGCAUAGGAUGUUCUUAAUUGGACUACAGAAAUUGGGUAAAGGGGACUGGCGUGGAAUAGCAAGAAAUUAUGUUGUGUCUAGGACUCCUACCCAGGUAGCAAGUCACGCUCAGAAGUACUUCAUUCGGCAUACUAAUGCUACUCGAAGAAAGAGACGCUCCAGCCUCUUUGACAUGGUUCCAGAUGUGGCCACAGAUCUGCUGUCACUUGCAGAAGAUCAAGCAUUUCUGCCUUCUCCUCAGGGAAGAGGAGAUGAUAACCUGGAUGCACUACUGCCUUCAUUAAAUCUCUCUCUGAACACAGAAUAUGAACCCAUGGAAGCUACACCUGCAGAAACUAUCAAAGAAGAACCUGAAGAAAGUCUUAUGGGGUCAAACCAAGGCAAGCCAACUGUUCCCUCAACGAGUGACAACAUACCUGUUGUUCCAGGGGCAAGUGAAUUCACUACAUUUGUCCCUGGAUUCUUUCCCGCAUAUGUGCCUGUCGCUUAUCCAUUUUGGCCUUUAACCGUUGGCCCGCAUGAAGAUGGCACAGGGACAUCACAAUCAAAUCAUCAGGUACUGAAGCCGAUUCCAAAGCUUCCCAAGGAACCUGUCAAUGUAGAAGAACUAGUAGGCAUGUCUCAACUCAGCCUUGGAGAGACAGGCAGAGGCCAGAGAGAGCCGUCACCACUCUCUCUAAAGUUGAUGGCAGAAUCCUCAAGGCAGUCAGCGUUUCAUGCAAAUGCUCCAGCAAGCAGGUCAGAUUUAAACAAGAGCGACAAUGGUGCCAUCCAAGCUCUUUGAACUGGGAUGAAGAGCAGGUUUUAGUUACCUAACCCCCCACCCCCAUUUUUCUCUGUACAAUUAUCUCUUCUUUUUUUUCCCGUGAAUCUUGCUUCAUUUGACGUUAUGUGGUCUUAAUAACUUAGGCAAAGCUUAGAACUAUUAAACCUUUCUAACUGUAAACAUAUGCAAUAACAAAUGAGUAUGGCAAGAAAAAAAAGUCUAUAUAAGCAUUAUCCUUAUGUUUAUAGAUGUCA